This is a messenger RNA of Tuber melanosporum (Perigord truffle), 2055 nucleotides long. RefSeq lists its product as uncharacterized. Lineage: Eukaryota; Fungi; Ascomycota; Pezizomycetes; Pezizales; Tuberaceae. The coding region runs from base 259 to 2055 and encodes 598 amino acids. The record is from RefSeq and is a predicted model, not a curated record. The transcript has 2 exons.
UACGCUUUGGAGAGACCCCACGUCAGUCUCUCACAUAUUCCCUACUUUCUUUCUUUCUGCUGUAUCAUCUUUCCCUGCAGCUACAUCUUCUCUGUUGACUGCAAUCUACUGUUAUCCAUCCAUCUUUCUUGAGUCUUAGCUUCCACUUCGUUUGCCUGGUGUUCUAACCAUCUUUGAAUUUGCCCCUCUCAUUUCGAAAGGCAAGUUCCCCUCCUCCAUAUUCUUGGACAUAUUUUUUUCUUCUUUCUCUACAUAUAGAUGAACGAUGGCAUGCGUAUUCCUAUCGCAUACGUCACCUCAAGUACCUACUUUCCAAGACGUUUUUUUGGUCGAUAUACAAUUGCGUGGACACGGACUGUGAAUUGUCGGCUCAUCUAUCGCCAAUAUGUCGGCCGCUGUGGGUACGGAAUAUCCCCAUCUAUCCUUUUCCCGCUCCUCCUCUUGCAGGACCCCUCUACACUUAAUCCCAUUCCUCCCCAGAUAUGCUUGUUGCAGCAAUUCUACCUAUCAAUACAAAGGAAGUACUGGACUCAAAUAAAUAUUUUGUGGGGAACAACAGAUACUAGCUAUAGUUUGGUCCAUGGGAGGCCCAUCAGACCUCUUCCGAAACGCCGACUUCGUUCCCGAUUGUCCGACGAUGCCAAUGCCGCUUUGUUUGGCCCCCCUCAACAGCCCACCACCCCACUAUUCUACUUUCCCUAUAACAAUUACGCUGGUGAUCAAGCCAUUGGUGGAGCUAGUGUUUCUGCCGGAUUUGGUUUGGGACAGCAUAGUGCAGGGGAUAAUCUUCUGGAUUCCUCAGAUGAGGAGGACAACUCUAAUGCAUCUGUGUCGCGUGGGGUCGGUAGCGGGGUUUCGGGAGCUUCGGAGAACACGCCGGGUCAGCCAGAUUCUUAUGAAUGGUCAGAAAACACCAACAACAAAAAGAAAAGGAAGAUACCGACGCCGGCGAAUCCUGGAGGCAGUAGUGGGGGUAACGGAGGAGGAGGUGGUGGUUCCCAUUCAUCACCGGGGUUUUCACCCGCGUCCACGCCAACUCCUCGAAAUCGUUGGAAGCCUAGUGGGUCAUCUCAGCGCUCUCCAUUGUCUACCAUAUCUACCGGAAGCCAGGGCUCUUUGAGAAGGGCUGGUAGACGUUAUCCAUCUUCUCCUUCGGUAGAGACCUUUACUCAGAGGCUUCCGGAUAGACGACCCUCCAGUGUUGAUCCUGUCACACCCUUGAAAGGCAGUCGUCGUAAUGCUGGAGCAGCGGCAGGUGUAGGACCGCCAAAACAAACUCAAUUUACUUUUGUCUGCGAGUCACCAGUGUCAGCAAGCCUAGCAUUUUCCUCUACAGGUAAUAAGUCCACGAAUGCAAAUACACCGGGUGACAGUUCUGGGUACCCAAAGUCCAUGCAUACUGUGGGCACUCAGACCUCCCCAAGCAUAUCAGAUACGAAUGCAAAUUAUCCUCCCGCCCCACAACAAGUUAAAAAAAAGUCCGGGAAAACUAGGCCCGCUGCUACUUCGAGACAGGAUUAUGCCCUAUUGAGACGCCGCCGUCAGGAGGCUUUGGGCGGGGGAAAUAGUAAUGGCGAAAUUUGGAUUUGCGAAUUUUGCGAAUAUGAAUCUAUAUUCGGCGAGGCUCCAGAGGCCCUUAUGCGGCAGUAUGAAAUCAAGGACCGCAAGGAACGACGAAAGCUAGCUGAGAAAAGGCGCUUGCUGGAGAAAGCAAAACAAAAGGGAAAGAAAAAUUCUGGCAAAAAUGGAUCUGGCAAGAAAAGUGGUUAUAGUAACGGUGUGCAUCACGGUAUCAAUUCUGGGACUGCACCCCCACCACCCCCUCCUAGCGCCACCGAUUCUCAAGGUACCCAAAGCGACAAUACCCCACUUGCUAGUGUGGCCCAUACACCGGCUUUGAAGCCCCAGAGACAUAGUCAGCAGGUACAGACUGAGGCUUACCUGGAAGACACCAGUAGUCAUGUCAGUGGAGGAAGGGGAGCAAAUGGGGCCGGCGGAGGAGGCGCAGGUGCAAGAAGCAGCGGCGGCGGAGGAGCCAGUCUCGGCCUCUCAUAG